Messenger RNA from Aspergillus steynii IBT 23096, 708 nucleotides. Its product is annotated as putative pathogenesis associated protein Pep2. The coding region runs from base 1 to 708 and encodes 235 amino acids. Lineage: Eukaryota; Fungi; Ascomycota; Eurotiomycetes; Eurotiales; Aspergillaceae. The transcript has 2 exons. The record is from RefSeq and is a predicted model, not a curated record.
AUGGUCGAUUUACACUCCCUGCCAGCCGGCUCAAGACCCGAAAACGCAAUCCGCAACAAUGGACCCCAUGACCUCGUCUUAGAGCGGUAUAAACUUCGUGAACUCGCCGAAGGAUGGCCUGCAUAUCGUGAUGCCUGCGAAUGGGAGAAUCUCCGUUCGAUCUUCCACCCUGACGCAUACAUCUACACGACUUGGACGGGCCGCACAUUCUACCAGGACUUCAUCGCUUCCUCGCAGAAGGGAAUGGACAACGGUGCUUUUAUCAUGCAUCGUGUACAUGGCUCUACGACGGAUAUCACGCCCGACGGGACCCGCGCUGUCACGAAGAUGAAGGCUACGAUUACGCAGCGGUUCGUCAUCGAGGGAUGCGAGGUCGAUGCGGAGGCGGACUGUCGGUUUUGCUUUUUUUGGGAGAAGAUGUCUGAGUCGGGAGAAUGGAGGGCCAGGUUUGUGAGGCACUGGUAUGAGAAGGAUAAGUUGAUUCCAGCGAAUCCGGGGAAGGUUCCUGUGCUGGACGAGGAGCUGUUAGAACAGUACCCAAGUGGGUAUCGGUAUCUUGCGUACUGUCAGGAGAAGACGAUGGGGGUAAAGGUAUUGUUGGAUAUGCCGGGGCCUCGGAGGGAUGGUGACAGCAUUAAUGGGCAGAAGCAUGACAUGUUGUAUUGGCAGUGCAAGAAGUGGUUGGAUGGGGAGGUUGUGGAGAUUUGA